Hypomesus transpacificus is the source of this 1666-nucleotide messenger RNA. RefSeq lists its product as uncharacterized. The record is from RefSeq and is a predicted model, not a curated record. The transcript has 7 exons. Bases 99 to 959 code for a protein of 286 amino acids. Gene Ontology annotation, molecular function: oxidoreductase activity. NCBI's taxonomy places the organism in Eukaryota, Metazoa, Chordata, Actinopteri, Osmeriformes, Osmeridae.
GUGGCUACUUGGAAAACCAGUCUGGAAAUCAUGUAGGAGACUUUAUAUAUGGCGACUAGAUCACGGCGGAUACAUUAAAGAAUAUAUAGUUGUUAGGAAUGGAAAGUGCACAAGGUGCUUGUCCAACCGUCUCUCUCUCUAACGGCCUCAAGAUUCCCAUACUGGGACUAGGGACGUCUCACCACGGAGGCUACUCCCAUGAUGCAGUGCUGUACGCUCUGCAGGAGUGUGGCGUUCGUCACGUGGACACAGCUCGUCGCUAUGGUUGCGAGGCCCAGCUGGGCCGGGCGCUGGCGGAGUGUGGGGUUGCCCGUGACGACCUGUGGGUCACCACCAAGCUGUGGCCCGGAGACUACGGUUACAGGAACGCUAGGCAGGCCUGCCUCGAGUCCUGCUCCCACCUGGGGCUGGACUACCUGGACCUCUACCUGAUGCACUGGCCAGACUGCCAGGCUCCUGGGCAGAGCAACAGAGAGACGAGGGCAGAGACCUGGAGGGCCCUGGAGGAGCUGUAUGCCGAAGGGGUGUGCAGGGCUAUAGGAGUCAGUAACUUCCUGGAGCGCCACCUGCAGGAGCUGAAGGAGGACUGCAGCAUCAUUCCCCACGUUAACCAGGUAGAGUACCAUCCGUUCCAGCAGCCAAAGGAACUUGUGGCGUUCUGCAGGCGUGAGGGCGUGGUGUUCGAGGGCUACUGCCCCCUCGCCAAGGGCCAGGCCCUCAGCCACCCCAUUAUCCUGCGCCUGGCGCACCAGCACCAGCGCACCCCCGCUCAGAUCUGCAUCCGCUGGAGCAUUCAGAGUGGUGUGGUCACCAUCCCCAAGUCCACCAAGAAGGAGAGGGUUCUGGAGAACAGUCAGGUGCUGGACUGGAGUCUGUCUGAGGAAGAUGUUGACACCAUGAGAACACUGCACUGUGACAGGAAACUGAUCCAGCUUACCUACCCCCUGUGGAGAGGAUGAACACACACACACCUACCCCCUGUGGAGAGGAUGAACACACACACACCUACCCCCUGUGGAGAGGAUGAACACACACACACCUGCCCCCUGUGGAGUGGAUGAACACUUUGUGGUAAUGAAAUUACCACAAAUAUUGCAAUCAAUUUAUGCAAACAUCAAGCAAUCGUCCGCAUCCUCAUAAUCAGUAUUGCACAGAUGGAGCAGAGCAUAUUUUUCUGACUAUAUCGUUCGGUUUUAUAUAACACAACUUCCAACGUUUACAGAGACUUAAAAAAGUGUAGCAAAUCAGCUUAAUCUACAUGACUGACAAUUUUGAGAUUUAUUUUCGAGGCUGCAGUCGCGAAAAAAGAUUUGAGUGAGCGAGACACACAGAGUGAACUAGGAGAUGUGUCAUACAGGACAUGAGUUAGAAGUGUUGCUGCUAUCUUCACCCAAGUGCCUCAAAACAACCAGCGUCAUAAAAUAACUACACCAUCCUUAGUUACCAUGACUACCACACCAUCCUUAGUUACCAUGACUACAACUACAGGAAAUGACAUGUAUCCAUGUCAAAGUAUAAAGAGCCAAUAAACCUCUAUGAAGAGGGUGGUGGUAACCAUAGUAACAUUGGACCUGUAGCACUACAUAAGCUACCUUAGUUACAACAGUUAACAAGUGUUAUGUUUACGUUUGACUUCAGCUGAAUAAACGUGUGUGUACGAUGUGUA